Messenger RNA from Alexandromys fortis (reed vole), 1301 nucleotides. RefSeq names its product spermatogenesis associated 33 (gene Spata33). The record is from RefSeq and is a predicted model, not a curated record. Gene Ontology annotation, cellular component: nucleus; cytoplasm. Bases 80 to 289 code for a protein of 69 amino acids. The transcript is spliced from 3 exons. NCBI's taxonomy places the organism in Eukaryota, Metazoa, Chordata, Mammalia, Rodentia, Cricetidae.
CCCAAAGGGGCGUGUUGGUUUGUGAGUCGCUAGGGUUACUGGGCCUCAAGGCCCCCUGGCCGGGGCGGCGGGUUCACCUAUGGGCCAGUCCAAAAGCAAACCCAGAGAGAAGUCAGUUGAGGAGGAAAAGACGGUCCCUACCAAUUUUGUUGCAAAAUCUAAGGAGAAAGUAAUGGGAAAGGAGUCCAGGCAGCUUGACAAGGAAGCCUUGAAUCAACCUGCCGACAGCGUGCUGUUCGCGGCAGGGACGUCCAAGCACUCAAGGCCUUCCUCUUCCUCUGAAGAAUGAAGGCCAGGAUGAAAAACAGAACACCAGGGGGACCUACUCCUUGCUGGGAACCAGAGAAGAAGCAGUGGCCAUAGAUAUUCAGAAAGAUUGGAGGUAGAAAGUGUAGAACCUAUGCUCUGAUGAGAUGCAGGGGAAGAUGGGCUGGGUCAAGAGUCUCGUGAGAGAGGACCGGACUGGCACGGGCAGGAACAGUGCUUGGUGGUUCGAACAGAGGCACCACGGGACCUUUGAAUGCUACCCAGCUGGAGGCAGUUUGGAAUUCAGGUGCUGGGACUGAAAGAAGUCUGGCCUUGAAACUUAGGAACCCUUCAUAGAAGGGUUACAGCAAAGGCUGCACACCUAGGAGGUUUAAGAGAUGCUUGCUCCCCACGGUGCUUUUAGCUAAGUACAGAAAAGCCAACUAAACAAGAUUUUAUCACCGAAUGGCUCGAUGUCCUGCCAGGCAUCCACCAUGCUUACUCAUCAGCAUGGCUUUGGCGUCAAGGACCCUUCAUGUUCCAGUGUUCCAUCUUCGGUGUCAAGAAUGUCAGUUUGAAAGAGCUAAGAUUUUCCUACUUAGCCAUUGGCUUUCCCACUAAUUGUUUUUUUUUUCUUUUAAAGUUUCCACUUUCCCUAAAAUUACAAGUUUUAGAAAAAUCCUGUAAGAGGGUGGGUGCAUGUCUUAAUGCUGAGAAGCAGCAGCUUUGGGGUUGAAUUUACUUGAAUGGUUUAAAAAUUGCAUUGUUACAAAGUUAGAAAAAAAUUUAUGUAUGGAAAAAUGAUCCUAGCCUUACACUGAGUACAAUAAUACUUAUAAGCAUGUGAAGAUGUGAUCAUUUGUGAUGUUACUUGUAAAAGCAUAUAUACAUAUCUAUACAUAUCUUUUGAAGUGUUGAAAGGAAUAGUACUUUAUAUUCUUUAUCAUACCACUUUUGUAAGUGUUGAAUAUAUUGCUGUUUAUUUUUCUAUGUUCUGUUUCGUAGCCUUAAGAAGUGUUUCAAACGAUCUGAAUGUAUAAACCAAGUCAAUGCCC